AUGCCCUUCAGCCCCCCAUGUGGUGGUGUGAGAAUGGUGCUCGAGCUGACUAGGAUACCUACAUUUUAUAUCUGCGAUCUGCAAGAGAAGUUUGCCAAAGCAAUCUACAAUUAUCCGGCCGUCAUUGCGACGACGCAGAAGCUGUUGAAAGCGAGCCAGGUGCUUUCCAUUCCCGUCAUUGCGACCACGCAGUUGCGCGGGAAAUUGGGAGAGACAUGUCCGGAAUUGGGAUUGGACGCUCCCCAUGGUGUGCAGACGCUGGUGCAUGCGGACAAGUCCAAAUUCUCCAUGUGGACGCCCGAGGUGCAGAAGGUGUUCCAGCAAGACUUGGGAGGUGAGAAGAGGGAGUGUAUCAUUGUGGGGAUUGAAAGUCACAUUUGUGUGACGCAGACUACGUUGGACCUGCUCAGGGAAGGACACAAGGUGUAUGUCAUUGCAGACGGAGUUUCGAGCUGUAACCCGCAGGAGAUUCCUAUUGCCUUGGCUCGAUUGAGGGCUGAGGGCGCAGUUGUUACAAGCUCCGAGAGCUUCCUGUACGAGCUCAUGGGAGACGCGAAGAUUGAGGAGUUCAAAGCGAUUGCCGGCUUGGUAAAGGAGUACAGUUCCAAGACAAAGGAAUCUUUGCAAGCGCUUUGCAAGUUCUGA
Molecule: messenger RNA, 645 nt
Organism: Sphaerulina musiva SO2202
Lineage: Eukaryota; Fungi; Ascomycota; Dothideomycetes; Mycosphaerellales; Mycosphaerellaceae
Product: Isochorismatase hydrolase
Exons: 2
Coding region: 1-645 (214 amino acids)
Source: RefSeq, a predicted model, not a curated record